AUGGGCUCCAUCCACCCGCCGUGGGCGCAUAUCGUCUCCCAGAAACGUGCGAUCAGGGACCAGCAAAUUGCUCCAUACCUGGUCGACGAUAAAGAGCUUCGAGUACCCCGGGUGCAUCAGGUUGAUCAUCGCACUCGUCUGGAGCAAGAGCCCCAGGUCCAGAAAAUCACGGACAUAGACGAUAUUGCAUGCCUGGUGAAGGGACUGGAGGCGGGUGAGUUCAGUGCCGAACAGGUCAUACAAGCCUAUAUUAAACGCGCGGUGGUGGCACAUCAGCUGACCAACUGCUUGACGGAAGUGGUAUUUGACGAAGCCCUUCAGCAGGCAAAGAAGCUGGAUGAAGAGUUUAGUAGCACGCAUAAGCUCAAGGGCCCUCUGCACGGAGUUCCCAUCACCCUCAAGGACCAGUUCGAUGUCAAAGGGGUCGACACAACCCUGGGGUACGUGGGCAGGUCCUUCAAGCCAGCCAGCCAGGACGCAGCUCUCGUGAAGAUACUGAAGGAUAUGGGAGCCAUUGUCGUUGCAAAAACAAACCUGUGCCAGAGUAUCAUGUGGGGGGAGACGGAGAACCCUCUUUGGGGACUAACUACCAACCCGAGAAAUCCUGCAUUUACAUCAGGCGGCUCUACAGGGGGCGAAGGCUCAUUGCUGGCGUUGCAUGGCUCAAUAGUGGGCUUUGGGACGGAUAUUGGAGGCAGCGUUCGCAUUCCACAGAGCUUCGUUGGUUUAUACGGCUUUAAGCCAAGUAGUAGCCGAUUCCCCUACGAGGGCGUACCCGUGUCCACCGAGGGCCAAGAGCACGUCCCAUCUUCCGUUGGCCCCAUGGCCCGGGACCUUGCUUCGAUCAGCUAUAUCACCAAGCUCAUAGCGAAUGCUCGACCCUGCGACUUAGAUCCCCGCUGUACCCCUCUCCCUUGGAACGAAACAGCAUUCCAGGAAAUCCAGAACCGACCCAUGGUCAUUGGCCUCAUCCUUGACGACGGCAUGGUCAAAGUUCACCCACCGAUCACGCGCGCCUUGCAAGAGUUAUCCACGGCACUGACAGCCCAAGGCCACGAAGUGGUGAUCUGGGACAUUGCGGACCACGCUGGCUGUAUCGAGAUAAUGGAUCUCUUCUACACCGUCGACGGCGGUGAGGACAUCCGUCGCGACAUGGCCGUGGCAGGCGAGCCGUAUCUGCCCCAUGUCGAAGCCCUAGUCAAUCGCGGCCAGGCCAUCUCAGUAUACGAGUACUGGCAGCUGAAUAGGCGCAAACGUGCUGCACAGAAGAAGUAUCUCGAUAAGUGGAAUGCUGUCCGUUCUCCUUCGGGAAAACCGGUCGAUGUGCUGCUCAGCCCGGCAAUGCCGCACACGAGUAUUCCGCAUCGCAAGUUCCGCUGGGUCGGGUAUACCAAGAUUUGGAACUUCCUUGACUAUCCGGCUUUGGCAUUUCCUGUGGAUCAGGUACGGGCUAACCUCGACAAGCUGCCUGCAGAGCCCUAUGUGCCAAGGAAUCCAUUUGACGAGUGGAAUUGGAAUCUCUACGAUGUAGACCAGGUCGACGGAUACCCAGUGAACCUGCAAAUUAUCGGCAAGAAGCUUGAAGAAGAGAAGGUGCUUGGGGCUGCUACCACCAUUGAGGGAAUCUGGCGGAGUCAUGUCCAAGGGAAAGUUUGA
Messenger RNA from Penicillium canariense, 1656 nucleotides. RefSeq lists its product as uncharacterized. Lineage: Eukaryota; Fungi; Ascomycota; Eurotiomycetes; Eurotiales; Aspergillaceae. The record is from RefSeq and is a predicted model, not a curated record. The transcript has 5 exons. Bases 1 to 1656 code for a protein of 551 amino acids.